Molecule: messenger RNA, 228 nt
Organism: Penicillium pulvis
Lineage: Eukaryota; Fungi; Ascomycota; Eurotiomycetes; Eurotiales; Aspergillaceae
Exons: 1
Coding region: 1-228 (75 amino acids)
Source: RefSeq, a predicted model, not a curated record
AUGCAUCAAAUCCAACUUGAUCCAAACAUUCUCCGCGGUCUUGCUUCCCGAACAGCGAUCAUCACGGGAGGUGCAGGAGGAAUUGGCGCAGCCACUGCGAAGAUCUUCAAUCAGCACGGUGCCAAUGUUGUCAUAGCAGAUAUUCCUGCCCUCGAGGACAAGGCCAACGCAAUUAUCGCGUCAUUUCUUGCGCUUCACGGGCUCUCUUCGUCCCUGUGGAAAUCUUGA